CUCUCUCUCCUCAUCCUUUCUUUCUUUGCCUUUAUUUAUCUUCUCUCUGAAUAUCUUCUCUCUCUCUCUCUAAUGGCGGACACACCAUCAAAGCGCCAAAGAGAAGAAACUCAAAUAGAAGAUGUUAAUGAAGAAUCUAAAAGACAUAAGUCAUAUAAAGAUAUGCUCUCUUCUCUUGAAGAAGAAGAAGAAGAGCCAAAUGAAGACCCAUCUUCUCUUAUAACUACCCUACAACAAGAAAUAACCGCCGCAACGACCGUAACGGACCGGAAAAAUGAAAUACCGACCGCCAUAGCAACCGCCGUAGAAGAUUACGAUCAAUCUUUUUCUUCUUCUUCUUCUUCGUCUUCGUCUUCGUCUUCUAGUUUGUUGAAGGAAGACGAUGAAGACGACAAAGAGAGAGUUAUAAGGCAUCUUCUGGAAGCUUCUGACGAUGAACUCGGGAUUCCGAACAGAGAAGAAGUUGUCGGUGGCAGUGUUGGAGAUGGGUAUGAGUAUGAAGGGUUUAAUGGAGUAGAUGGGUCCGGUUUUUGUGAUGUUUUAUGGGAGAUUGAAGAUGCUAACGCUAACUAUUAUGCGUUGUUGCAAUCUGAACUGUUCAUGUAGCCAGUGGAAGGGUUAGGGGUGUACAAGAAAAAGAUGACAGAUUUUAGGGGUUUAAAAGGAAAGAGGAGUAAGAGUGGGGGAAAAUAUAAAAUGGGAACUAUUUUUGAGUGUUCAUUUUAGUCCUCUUGCUUUUGUAAAAAUUAUCAAAGUUCCUCCCUUACCCUUUUAAGGAUUAAAAAUUUAAAAUGUAGAACAAGAAAAAUAUGGGAAGUUCUUACCGAAUAUUCAUUUUA
Molecule: messenger RNA, 839 nt
Organism: Jatropha curcas
Lineage: Eukaryota; Viridiplantae; Streptophyta; Magnoliopsida; Malpighiales; Euphorbiaceae
Product: suppressor SRP40-like protein
Source: RefSeq, a predicted model, not a curated record